Molecule: messenger RNA, 420 nt
Organism: Diaporthe amygdali
Lineage: Eukaryota; Fungi; Ascomycota; Sordariomycetes; Diaporthales; Diaporthaceae
Exons: 2
Coding region: 1-420 (139 amino acids)
Source: RefSeq, a predicted model, not a curated record
AUGUCUGAAUACACAUCCACCAUUGAGGGCUAUCAGCGCGCCAUGAAGUGGGCUCUCACGGGUCCACCUCAGGAGGCAAAGGCAUAUGUCGAGGCUCUCUCGACGCCUACCUUCUACCACAUUAUGAAUGGACAGCGUCUCUCUUAUGAUGCCUAUGUCAAGGGCAUGGAGGAGUGGCGCAGCAAGGUCAGCCACUAUGAGCCUGUAGUUCUAGAGUUUCUCCGUGAUGGCGACAUGCUGGCAGCUCGCAUGACCGGCACAAUCAAGGUUGAUGGAAUCGAAACUGAAUUUGAGAGCUCCAUGUUUGCCAAACUCGAUAGCGCCGGCAAGAUGGAAUGGCUGAAGGAGAGGUCUGUCUGGGGCCCUGUGGGCGGUGCAGCUGAUAAAGGCACCGAUCUAGGUAGGGGCGCUCACUACUGA